AUGGAGAUCUGGGUUACAACUAAGGUUGAGCCCAACACGGUCUCGUGGGGCACCAAGCUCUUAUCAGCGGAUAUGAGAACACUCACCGCACCCAUUCAGUUUAUGUUUAGCUAUUGUGGUCCAACUUUCUUCAUUGAUGAGGACAAGAAAGUCGCUGUGGUUUUCGAUAAAAGCAAAGACGUGAUGCAGAGGCGCAAUACAGCUUACAUUAUUGGAGAGGAUGGAUCCUCCUUGAAAGAAGUCGAUCUUGGAGAAUCUCCAAACAAAGAUCUUGAACCACUUGUGUGCCCUUAUGUCCCAAGUUCUGUGCUACUUAAAUAGUUCAUUAUUUCA
Messenger RNA from Camelina sativa (false flax), 333 nucleotides. The record is from RefSeq and is a predicted model, not a curated record. NCBI's taxonomy places the organism in Eukaryota, Viridiplantae, Streptophyta, Magnoliopsida, Brassicales, Brassicaceae.